UAUUUUGGAAAGCUCUCUCAUUUUACGUUUACUGGAAAAUUAUUGAAGUAGCAGUCAGCCAGUGACCAAUAGAGGGAAGGCAGGGAGCCUUGUCUGAGGUCUGUUGAAUUCAAUUUUCACUUGAAAUCUUUCUCACCCACAACAAAAAAUGAAUCUAUGGGUCCAAAAUUUGAACACUUGAUCAUCAAAUUUCUAACAACUUCAACGCUUUUCAAGGCAGAGCUAGAAAAGCCAUGAAGUGCCGAUCCGUGGCGUGUAUUUGGUCAAGCACGCCUCCGGUCCACCGCGUCACAGCCACCGCCGCCCUCGAUCACCCUCCGACUCUCUACACCGGCGGAUCCGAUGGCUCUAUCCUCUGGUGGAACCUCUCCAACACAGAUUCCCAUUCGGAAAUUAAACCGAUUGCUAUGUUGUGUGGUCAUGCUGCACCAAUAGCUGAUCUCGCCAUUUGUUGUCCCAUUGUAGCAUCUGGAGAAAAAAAUACAGUUAAUUCAAGUAAUGUUGCUUUGAAUUCUAGCUUUGAUCAUGGUGGUGCAUUACUGAGUGCUUGCACUGACAGUAUGUUGUGCGUCUGGAGCAGAAGUAGUGGCCACUGCAGGCGUAGAAGAAAACUGCCACCUUGGGUUGGCAGUCCAUUGAUUAUUCGUACACUGCCUUGGAAUCCAAGAUAUGCUUGUUUAGGCUGUUGCUUUAUUGAUGCUGCCCAUUUAUCUGACCAUCAUUUGGAGUGUGCUGAAGGGGGUGAGAUUUCAAUGGAUAAAGAAUCUCAGAGCAGGAAGCCUCCCAAGUGUACUGUUGUUAUUGUUGAUACGUAUACUCUUACCAUUGUACAAACUGUUUUUCAUGGGAAUUUGUCCAUUGGGCCUUUGAAGUUUAUGGACAUUUUUUCUUCAGUUGAUGGAGAAAAGCAUUUUUCACUCUUGGCUGACUCCUUUGGUAAGCUACAAUUGGUUCCCUUGCCAAAGGACUUUUAUCAAGAUGGUGGUGAGGGCGAGACUAGGUUACAGAGAUCUUCUAAGGAGGAAAUAAUGACAUUGGAAGAUGGCCUUGUUGAGGCUGGACAAGUUGUAUCAAUUGCAACGUGUAGGACCCUUGUUGCUACUGUGAUAAAAGAUCGGUCUAUAUUUAGGCUAUUGGGAAGUGGCACUAUUAUAGGAGUGAUUCUUUUUAUGAACAAUGUCCUUUGCAUUGAAGACAAGUAUGGUCGGGCACAUGUUGUAGGGGCUAUGUUUCUCGAAAGUAAAAAUUCUGGGAAUGCACAAAGUACUGGUGAAACCCAUGAAUCUGAAAUUUUUUUAGUGUGGAAUAAUAGAGGAUCUGCACUUUUGUAUGAAAUAUCAUAUCUAGAUAACAAAUUUAAUUCUGAACCUCUGUGCGAAAUCUCUGCUGCUUCUGUUCCCCUAGCUGCAAGGUUGUCAUUUUCUUUUGUCCAGUUGAGCCAAAUACUUCUUCGCAUUGAGUCAGUUUGCUUCAUUGUUGAAGACCAAUUUCAGUGGAAACCACGUGUUACAAUCUGGUCUCUUAAACGGAAUCAUGAUCAUGCUAAACACUUUGAUGAAUGUAAAAUGCUUGGAGAAGGCAUUUCUUUUCUUGGCUGGACUUCAGCUGCUAGUUUGGAUCAUAAAAACGAGUCUUUGGGUGGAUGCAAUACCAAAUUAACUUCUAUUCAGAGCUCUGUUUCCAGCUCAGAAACUACAAAUAGCAUACAUGUCGAUGAUAGUUCUUAUUUUGUCCCUAAGGAACAAAUUGUAUCUUCUUCCAUGGUUAUUUCUGAAAAUCUUUAUGCUCCUUCUGCGAUUGUAUAUGGCUUCUUUAGUGGUGAAAUCCAAGUUGUGUGGUUUAAUUUGUUUCGGGGGCUUGAUUCUCCAGUUGGAAGUCCACAUCUUGCAGUAGACUCUCAUAUAUCCAAACAAAUCUUUGCAGGUCACACGGGUGCUAUACUAUGUCUGGCAGCACAUCGGAUGGCGGGUGCUGCUAAAGGAUGGAGUUUUAGUCAAGUUUUAGUUUCUGGAAGCAAGGAUUGCACUAUUCGUAUAUGGGAUCUUGAUUCUGGUAAUCUCAUUACUGUCAUGCACCACCAUGUAGGUCCUGUGCACCAAAUCAUUCUACCCUCUGCUCGAACUGAACGCCCUUGGAGUGAUUGCUUUCUUUCCAUUGGAGAGGACGCUUGUGUCGCUCUUACUUCACUUGAAACUUUGAGAGUGGAGAGAAUGUUUCCUGGACAUCCUGACUAUCCUGCAAAAGUUGUUUGGGAUGGUGCAAGAGGUUAUAUUGCAUGUCUCUGUCGGGACCAUACCAGAAUUUCUGAUGCCAUUGAUGUUCUAUACAUAUGGGAUGUGAAGACCGGGUGUAGAGAAAGGGUCCUUCGUGGGACUGCUUCUCAUUCGAUGUUUGAUCAUUUCUGCAAAGAAAUUAGUGCAACUUCCAUUUCUGGUUCAUCACUGACUGGAAAUACAUCAGUUUCAUCAUUACUUCUUCCAAUACAUGAAGAUGGGAGCUUUACUCAUUACAAGUUAAAUAAUUCAGAAAAUGGAGCUACUUUGUCAAAAAUGACUGGGUCUAGCACUUUGCUAGCAAAUAAUAAUAAAGUGAAUUCUGGAAAGGGACCAUAUGUUUCUCGAACCAGAAAACAACCCAUUAAAUGCUUUUGCCCAUAUCCUGGAAUUGCUACCCUGAGCUUUGAUCUUGCAGCAUUGAUUGAUCCUUUUCAGAAGAACGAGCCUAUAACCAAGAAUGGUGAUGGUCAAGAGAAUAGCUAUAUGAAAGAACAGUGGAGUGAGACAUUUAGUCCCCAUCAUAUGACUUCAGAUGGUGGCUUUAACACUGAUCAGAGUUCAACAGAUGGUGUAGUAGGGCAUGACUGGAUCAAAACGCUUGAAGAAUAUCUUGUUCGAUUUAGCUUGUCCUUUUUGCAUUUAUGGGAUGUGGAUUGCGGUCUUGAUGAUUUAUUAGUAGCUGACAUGAAGAUGAAAAGGCCUAAUGGUUUUUUGGUAUCUUCUGGUUUGCAAGGCGAUAAAGGGUCUUUGACACUGUCAUUUCCUGGUUUUACGGAAAGUCUUGAGCUUUGGAAAUCAUCAUCGGAGUUUUGUGCAAUGAGGUCACUGACAAUGGUUUCACUUGCCCAACACAUGAUUAGCUUGUCCCACUCAAGCUCAGCCACUAGCAGUGCCUUGGCCGCGUUCUAUACUAGGAGUUUUGCAGACAAAUUUCCAGAAAUAAAGCCACCUUUACUCCAGCUAUUGGUGAGUUUUUGGCAAGAUGAAAGUGAACAUGUACGUAUGGCAGCACGGUCUUUAUUUCAUUGUGCAGCAUCAAGAGCUAUUCCAGCCCCUCUGUGUAGUCAACAAGCAACUAAGUAUGCAAAACUUGUUAGAUCUCUGAAUGGAAUUGAAGAAAGUGAACAUGAAAUUUCAAAAAAUGAAGAAAUGAUUGUGGUUGGACGGAGUUCUGAAUGUUUGUUGGAAACUGAAGGGACUUCCCAGGUUGAGAAAGCUAAACUGCUUGCAUGGCUAGAAUCUUAUGAAAUGCAGGACUGGAUUUCUUGUGUUGGGGGAACAAGUCAAGAUGCCAUGACGUCUCACAUUAUUGUUGCUGCAGCACUGGUGAUAUGGUACCCUAGCCUAGUGAAGCCAAGUCUUGCCACAUUGGUGGUUCAACCGCUGGUGAAGUUGGUUAUGGCAAUGAAUGAAAAAUAUAGUUCCACUGCUGCAGAACUGCUUGCUGAGGGAAUGGAGAGUACAUGGAAGGCAUGCAUUGGCACUGAGAUACCUCGUUUGAUUAGUGACAUAUUCUUUCAAAUUGAGUGUGUAAGUAGUCCGUCAGCCAACUCAGCUGGUGAAAACCCAGCUGUACCAGCAUCUAUCCGUGAGACAUUAGUUGUGACCCUUCUUCCAAGUCUAUCAAUGGCUGAUAUUCUUGGGUUUUUAACUGUGAUAGAGAGCCAAAUUUGGUCAACUGCAUCCGACUCGCCUGUCCACCUAGUGUCUCUUGCAACUCUCAUCAGGGUUGUGCGUGGUUCUCCAAGAAGUUUGGUUCAGUACCUUGAUAAGGUGGUUAACUUCAUCCUACAAACCAUGGACCCUGGCAACUCUGUCAUGCGCAAAACUUGCCAUCAACGUGCAAUGACAACGUUAAGGGAGGUUAUACGUGUGUUUCCAAUGGUAACCAUGAAUGAAAGCUCAACCAAAUUGGCUUUUGGUGAUGCUAUUGGGGAGAUUAACAGUGCCAGCAUUCGGGUGUAUGACAUGCAAAGUGUUACAAAAAUAAAAGUAUUGGAUGCGAGUGGACCUCCAGGACUUCCGAGUUUUCUUUUAGGAGCACCUGAAAUGUCGGUGACUACUGUAAUAUCAGCUCUAAGCUUUUCCUCAGAUGGAGAGGGUUUGGUAGCUUUCUCUGAACACGGGCUGAUGAUCAGGUGGUGGUCCUUGGGAACCGUGUGGUGGGAGAAACUGAGCCGGAACCUUGUUCCUGUCCAAUGCACCAAAGUGAUUUUUGUUACUCCAGGGGAUGGAUUCUCACCGAAAACAUCAAGAACAAGCAUAAUGGGAAGCGUAUUGGGACAUAGUACCGAGGCCAAUUCACCGGAGGGUGCUGCUAAGAGUUAUUCUGAUAGAUUAAAGCUCUUGAUUCAUGGCCUUGACCUUUCUUACCGUCUCCAAUGGGUUGGCAAACGUAAAGUAGUGCUUACGAGGCAUGGCGUUGAGAUAGGUAAUUUCUCGUUAUAACAAUGCCGGCAACUGCACGGUAUAGUCACCUUCAAACACGAAUCCGGACUUCGAACGCUCUAAUGGAUGCAUUUGUGUGUAGCAGAAUCGAUGUUGACGAGGUCCUUGCAUAGUUUUCUUGGGGUUGCACCUGUUAGUACAAUCAAUUUUGGUUAGAAAAUGGUGUAUGUAUUAUCCAUAACAUAGACCACUGAGUUACGGGGAACUUAUUAGUCUGAUGGUGACAAGAAUUUUACUAUUGUGAUUAGACG
Molecule: messenger RNA, 4975 nt
Organism: Hibiscus syriacus
Lineage: Eukaryota; Viridiplantae; Streptophyta; Magnoliopsida; Malvales; Malvaceae
Exons: 9
Coding region: 234-4724 (1496 amino acids)
Cellular component (GO): cytoplasm
Molecular function (GO): protein binding
Source: RefSeq, a predicted model, not a curated record